Danio rerio (zebrafish) is the source of this 3363-nucleotide messenger RNA. The record is from RefSeq and is a predicted model, not a curated record. NCBI's taxonomy places the organism in Eukaryota, Metazoa, Chordata, Actinopteri, Cypriniformes, Danionidae.
GGUCAACAAUUAACCAACCUGAUGAGUGCUAUACUACUUAUUGCAACUCUACUUGCAAUGUUGUACAAAAGAUGAAAUUUGACAACAACACGAUCGAUGGAUGCAAUAUCAAAACAUGCAAAAAUGGAAAACUCACAUUAAAUCCUGUGCAAUGUGAUCCAGUUGUAGUUCCUAAAUGUGUCAAUGGCCUUCAACCUGUGAAGGCGUAUUAUAACAAUGGGUGCUGCUUCAGAUAUGAGUGUGAAUGUUUCUGCAAGGCCUAUGGCGACCCUCAUUAUAGAACUUUUGAUGGACAAUAUUAUACUUUUCAAGGAAACUGCACUUACGUGUUGAUGGAAGAAAUCAUCCCAACAUACAAUAUCAGUGUUCAUCUUAAGAACUAUUAUUGUGAUGUUGUGAAACGUAUUGCAUGCACACAAUAUGCAAUUGUUUAUUACAACUCCUACAAAAUCCUGCUGAACAGCACUAAUGAUAAAGUGGUCCAUGUCUAUGUUAAUGAUCAAUUGAAGAUUCCAACAUACAUAACUGAUAAUUUCAUAAUCACCACCACUGGAAUUGCAGCGACUGUGAACAUCACUGACAUUAACGUUCAGAUUACAGUCAGCGCUGUAGACGUCUCAGUCAAACUCCCUUCUUCCUACUUCCGUAAAAAUACAAAGGGACAGUGUGGUUAUUGUGACAACAGCGUCACAAAUGACUGCCAAUAUCCUAAUGGAACAUUCAGCAGUUCAUGUGAGAAAGUUGCAGCGUUUUGGAAUGUCUCUCAAUGUACACCUCCAUCUACACCUCCGGUUCCAACUGUACCUACAGUUGUACCUCCCUGCGAAAUCCUCAAGAGCGAUUUGUUUAAAAGCUGCCGUGAUGUCGUUCCCUUCAAAGAGUAUUAUCAAGCAUGUAAAUAUGAUGUGUUCACUAUGGGAAACAAGUCUUAUGCCUGUGCUACUGUUGAGUCCUACGCACAACUAUGCGGCCAAAAAUCUAUCUGUGUGGACUGGAGAAGCUCACCUGAACUUAAAGGGCUCUGUGAUUUCAAGUGUCCCAGUUCCAAAGUCUACAAGGCAUGUGGACCGAAAGUGGAACAAUCCUGCAGUACAUCGUACAAUACUAUGUAUGCGGAUACACAAUGUCAAGGCGACAAUUGUAAUCAAACAUCAUCAGAAGGUUGCUACUGUCCUGAUGGCCAAUAUCGGGUUAAUAUGACAUCAAAUUUGUGCACAGCUUACUGCGACUGCAUUGGCCCUGAUGGAUCACCUAGAAAGCCUGGGCAGAUCUGGACAUAUCAGUGCUACAACUAUACAUGCCAAAACACCGGUGUCUAUGUGAAAGUUCCUGUAACGUGUCCAACUAUAAAGCCCUGUGGUGAUGGAUACAAAAGCUCUGUUGAAAACUGCUGUCCAACUUGUGUUUGUGAUUAUGAGCAAUGCCUUAAGAAGAAAUGUGAUGUGGGAUUUGAGUUAGGCUUGAAUAAAGCUAAUGGCAGCUGCUGUCCACCCUGCGUGCGAAAAGAUGUCUGUGUGUACAAUAACACCGAGUACAAGGUUGGCGUCUACUAUUUCACAUGUCAAACUUUGAACUGUCGUCAAGUUAAUGGCUCAUUUGUGGCAGAGAUGACCACAAAUCCAUGUCCUUACAUGAGUUCACAAGACUGUGGGCCUGGCUUUGAUUAUGUGAAAAAAUCAGAAGAUUGUUGCGGAACAUGUGUGCAAACUAAAUGUACUUACAUGAUGGACAACACCACAUACACUCUUCAGGUUGGAGAAGUCCAGAGUUACAAAUGUGAAAAUGUGACCUGCAGUGUCAUCAGUGGCUCUCCAGUGACUGAGAGGAACUCUGAGAAGUGCACUUACUUGAGCUCACUUGACUGUAAACUUGGCUCUGAGUAUGUGAAAAAAGCAGGAGAUUGUUGUGGAACAUGUGUGCAAAAGAACUGUACUUACAUGAUAGGCAGCACCACAUACAUGCUUCAGGUUGGAGAAGUUCACAGUUACAAAUGUGAAAACGUGACCUGUAGUGUCAUCAGUGGCUCUCCUGUGACCACCAGGAACUCUGAGAAGUGCACUUACUUGAGCUCACUUGACUGUAAACUUGGCUCUGAAUAUGUGAAAGAAGAAGGAGAUUGUUGUGGAACCUGUGUGCAAAGGAACUGUACUUACAUGGUAGACAACACCAUGAAUACUCUUCAGGUUGGAGAAGUUCACAGUUACAAAUGUGAAAAUGUGACCUGUAGUAUCAUCAGUGGCUCUCCUGUGACUGAGAGGAACUCUGAGAAGUGCACUUACUUGAGCUCACUUGACUGUAAUCUUGGCUUUGAAUAUGUGAUACAAGAAGGAGAUUGUUGUGGAACAUGUGUGCAAAGGAACUGUACUUACAUGGUAGACGAAACCACACACACUCUUCAGGUUGGAGAAGUUCACAGUUACAAAUGUGAAAAUGUGACCUGUAGUCUUAUUAGUGGAUCUCCUGUAACUGAGAGGAACUCUGAGAAGUGCACUUACUUGAGCUCUCUUGACUGUAAACCUUGCUUUGAAUAUGUGAAACAAGAGGACGAGUGCUGUGGAACAUGUAAACAAACAUGUUGUGUUUAUGAAGCGCCAGACAACACCACGCAUACUCUCCAGAGUGGAGAGGCGUACACAUCCAAAUGUGAGACCGGUACCUGUCAUGAAGUGAAUGGCUUGUUUGAGACUGAGAAGAAGGUUAAGGAAUGCCCUCCGUUUAAUGCAGAUGACUGCGACCCUGGAACAAUCAAAUUGGACAGUGAUCAAUGCUGUUACACAUGUGAAACUCGCAACUGUGUUCGUCAGAUAAAUAUCACCCGUCUACAAGUCAAAGACUGCACUUCUGUACAGAAUGUCGAAAUCCCAUCCUGCACUGGCCAUUGUGGCUCCAUGUAUUCACUUUACACCAAUCAAAUGACCAGCUGCUCCUGCUGUCAGAAAGAUAAGUCUACCAGUCUACCAGUGAAGCUGAAGUGCACCAAUGGAACAGAGAUUGAUUAUAACUACACUUACAUACAGUCAUGCAAAUGCACUCCAAUGAAGUGUGCAGACAAGCUUUAAAGUCAAAUAAGAGAUCCUGCUUUGAGUAUGACUCUAUAAUCUGACACUGAGAAAACUCCCAAUUAAAACUAUAUAUCAGAAAUUAAUAAUAUAAGCUGAUUGUUUACGUGCAUUAUUUACAUAUAUUGCACAUUUUCUUUUAUCCUGGGAUGUGUUUCGUUCUAAGCAUAGUCUAUUUGGUGGUCUUUUAAAGGGGGUUCUGGGCCCUUUCGUGCUUUAUUCUUUAUAAUCUAUGCAUGAUAUAUGUAACUUUCCUUUCAUUUAAAUGAAUGACAUCAGAAUAAAGCAUACUAAUGAGCAUCAA